UGCAACAAAAGGUGUUAAAGGGAAAACGUGAGAACCUGAAAAUGAAAUACCCCCUUUGGUUGAAGCUCCUAAUGCAGCUUAUGUUGCUGGGUGCUUCCAUCUCGAGUCCCAGCUUAUCGCCCCAACUACUCCACAAAUUGAUUUCGGGUCGAGAUCCCUUACCACCUGGUGUUCUUAUCUACCAUCCCGAAGUUCUUAAUGCCCUCGAAACACUUUCGGUUAUAACGGAUGGUGAAACUUAUAAGGAGUUCAAUGGGUUGUACCUUAGACCCCUUCCGAAAAUAAGUCCGGAACUGUGGGUGAACCAUACGAAUACGCUGCUCUUAGCAGAAGGCACUGGAGUACUCUAUCCCGGAAUGCAGGCCAUUGCUGAACUGGCCCAGCUAAAGUUCAUUGACUUUACCUUUCCAAGACGCAGUCUCUUUAAGUUCAAUGAGUUCUUGAAGGAUACGCACCAGAGCUCCUAUUUUUCGUCCAUUCUGCAGCGACGUAAGUUAAAUGCGGAUACCCAGCUGAUAUCCGUCAGCACAGCCACAAUGAGCGCCCAAUGGAUGCAAAGCUUUGAUCCCAAAAACUCCGGAUUACGGGUUUUCCAUAGCCAAGUUGAUGAACAUGGCGGAAGUCGGACGGUGGCCAUAGAUUCGAUGGUUAUGACAGGAAAUUUCCUAUAUGAUGACUUUAAAGGACUGCAACUGCUACAUCUGCCGCUCAAGAAUAACCUUACUUUCCUAAUUCUUCUGAGUCCUCAAAUCAGAGAUAAGAAAUCCUAUAAAAUACCCAAUCAGUAUAACCCACUAGAGCUGCUGAAGAGGGGAAAUUUUGAGACCGUGGAUGUGCAGAUCCCAAAGCUUGAGUUUGAAUAUCGUACCGAACUAGUACCUACAGCCCUCAAUGGAAUGGGAAUUCGACGGGUUCAUAAAAAAGAUGCUGAUUUCAGCAGGCUAACUUUAAACAAGAUAAAGCUAUCCAGCAUGGUGCAUGCCACAUCCAUUCGACUCGACGAGUUCGGAAUUAAUGAAGAACCAUUUGAAAUCCGCACUUUGGCCUUUUCGAAAGUGUUAAGAUCGAAUCAGUUGUUCAUGGCCGAUCGCCCAUUCUUCUUCUCCAUUGUUAGUGAAAAUCAAGUCCUCUUCACUGGCGAGUUUUUAGGUCCCUAAGCAUGUCUAAUAAAAGGCCUUUACCUCUUUUCUAUCCAUUAAUAAACUGCAAAAUUAC
Messenger RNA from Drosophila suzukii, 1215 nucleotides. RefSeq names its product antitrypsin-like. NCBI's taxonomy places the organism in Eukaryota, Metazoa, Arthropoda, Insecta, Diptera, Drosophilidae. Gene Ontology annotation, molecular function: serine-type endopeptidase inhibitor activity. The record is from RefSeq and is a predicted model, not a curated record.